Molecule: messenger RNA, 873 nt
Organism: Penicillium concentricum
Lineage: Eukaryota; Fungi; Ascomycota; Eurotiomycetes; Eurotiales; Aspergillaceae
Product: N-acyl homoserine lactonase family protein
Exons: 4
Coding region: 1-873 (290 amino acids)
Source: RefSeq, a predicted model, not a curated record
AUGGCUGCCACAAUGCAUCAGCUCAUCCCAGCAGUCAUUCCGGCGUAUGCGUGCCCCGAGGGCACCAAGAUGCAUAUACUGAAUCUGGGUACUCUAACUGUCGAUGAAGGCUGGCUUCUGAACGGCGCCAACGGAGGCUCGGCAAGCAAUCCAAAUCCCGCUAACAAACGAAGAGAUCUUAUGUUGAUUGCUGGACUGAUUUAUCAUCCUGAGAUGGGUCUUAUUCUUUUUGAAUGUGGGAGCACGGAAGACAUUGACACGCAAUGGAGCAGUGAAGCCACAGAUUUAUUUCCUCGAACAUGCUACAGCAAAAACAAUCAUCUUCCUGAGGCAAUCAAAGCUGCUGGAUACGAUAUCAUGGAUGUUCAGGCAGUGAUUAUGGGUCAUCUGCAUCUAGACCACGCGGGUGGCUUGGAACAUUUCCGAAACACGAGUGUCCCUAUAUACGUCCACGAAGAAGAAUUCAAACAUGCUUGCUGGGCAGCUGGAACCAACUCCGAUGGCGGUCUUUACCUGGCUGAAUACUUGAAACUCGAUGGCACUUUAAAUUGGCAAACAUUUAACGACUCGCAAUUAGAUCUUUGCACGGGAUUAACUCUAUAUCAUUGUCCUGGUCAUACCCCAGGGCUAUGCAUUAUGCAGAUCAACCUCGCCCACGAUGGCACAUUCAUCUGGACGACAGACCAAUAUCACGUCCGGGAGAAUUUUGAAGAUAAUUGGGCACAUGGUUGGCUUUUGCGCGACUACCGAAGCUGGGUUGACAGUGGGAAAUUCAUUCGGCGCUUGCAGAGAGUGUUCUCCGCAACACUCAUCUUUGGCCAUGACUAUGCUGUUGCAGAAGAACUGAUUGGUCGCAAAGCUUAUCAUGAAUAG